CCUUCUUUGUCCGUCCGGAAAACCAGCUCCAAUUCUUUUGGGCGGGGUUAUUAUACAUUCUUUCGCGGUAACUCGCGUCGAAUUUUGAGAUUUUCCGUUCUCCCUCGCUUAGAACUUCGUCGGUUCCGUUUUCGAACCGCCGAAGGUGGUGGAAAAAUGCGCCCCGAACGGAUCGGUGCCAGUUUAUCGACUGAGAAUACCAAAUUGAGGUUAGGCAGUUGGUGACAGCUCCCGUUGACCUCCGCGGUGCCGUUCGAUUUGUUUUUUCGAUUUCGGGGCGGCGAGGGAGCCCUAGAAGGCUAUCGGUCGCGAAACCGAAACCCCCAAAGUGCCGCAGGCCCGUUUUCGAGCGAAACCAUGUGACGGGAGCGACGAAUUCACGAUCGCAACCCCGUGAAAGUGAUGUUGUAAUUUUCGCCGUCGCCAUUUUGAUUCGUCGCCAGUAUUUUUUUUCCUGGUAAGAUGGGGUCGUCGUAGCCACAUUGUCGUCCGCGAGGGGCAAAAUGGCGCCGGUGCCCCGGCCAGGCAGCCUACGCGACCCCGACAUAGCCGAGCUCUUCUUCAAACAUGACCCGGAGAAGAUAUUCGAGGACCUGCGGGAGAUUGGCCAUGGCAGCUUCGGCGCCGUCUAUUACGCGAGAUGCCUCAUCACCAAGGAGAUUGUGGCCAUCAAGAAGAUGUCCUUCACUGGCAAACAGAGCCUGGAGAAGUGGCAGGACAUCCUAAAAGAGAUAAGGUUCCUGAAGCAGCUGAGGCACCCCAACACCAUAGAGUACAAAGGCUGCUAUCUGAAAGAUAGCACUGCCUGGCUCGUGAUGGAGUAUUGCCUCGGGUCUGCCUCCGACAUCAUUGAGGUGCACAAGAGGCCGUUGAGGGAAGAGGAGAUCUCGGCCAUUUGCGACGGUGUACUCAGGGGGCUGAGUUACCUGCACGAAUUCGGUAGAAUACACAGGGACGUCAAAGCGGGUAACAUACUCUUGACCGAGAACGGUACCGUGAAGUUGGCCGAUUUCGGUAGCGCUUCCAUCAAGUGUCCAGCUAAUUCAUUCGUCGGCACCCCUUACUGGAUGGCCCCCGAGGUCAUACUCGCGAUGGACGAGGGCCAGUACGACGGCAAAGUUGAUGUCUGGUCUUUGGGGAUCACAUGCAUCGAGUUGGCCGAAAGGAAACCGCCCUACUUCAAUAUGAACGCGAUGUCCGCCCUCUACCACAUAGCCCAGAACGAUUCGCCCACUCUGUCUUCGCCCGAAUGGUCCGACGUCUUCAAGCAUUUCGUGGAGGCUUGCCUCCAGAAGGCGCCCCAUUCGCGACCCAGCUCGCAGCAACUGCUGUCUCACGUGUUCGUCACGAGGCAACGCUCGCCCAACGUACUCAUCGACCUCAUCCAACGGACCAAGGCGGCCGUCAGGGACCUCGACAACUUGAACUACCGCAAAAUGAAAAAGAUCCUGAUGGUGGACAAUUGCGAGACCGAGAGCAACGUCGACUCGUUACCGGACGUGGACGAUGCCCCCGAAGAGCCUACCGGCGGGGACAGUUCCAAGAGUAACUCGGUGACGUCGGAGCACUCGGUCCAUUCGGUGGGCGUGUCCGCCAGUAGUCAAUCGAGCAGCACCAACAGUCUGCCGGCCGGGAGGUUUUCAGGCGUCGAAGACGGCACCGCUAGGAGGCACAGGGCCAUUAACCACGUGGCCGCCGCAGCUCUCUCUGAGCAUGCGAGCGCCAAUAAUUUCGCCACGAUCAGGACUACUAGCAUAGUCACCAAACAGCAGAAGGAACACAUGCAGGAAGAGAUGCACGAGCAGAUGUCCGGGUACAAGCGCAUGCGCAGGGAGCAUCAGAGCGCGCUGCUCAAGCUCGAGGACCGGUGCCGCAUGGAAAUGGAGAGUCACAAGAAUCAGCUCGACAAGGAGUACGAGGCGUUGCUUCAGAACUUCAGCAAAGAACUGGAGCGGCUUCAGAUCAAACAUCAGCAGGAACUCGAACGGAAGCAGAAGCAGACGAUAGCGCUGGAAAAGAAACUGGUUAAGGACAUCACGAGCCGGCAGGAUAUGGAUAGGAAGGCGUUUGAGGCGCACAGGAAGAAAGAGUACAAGGCGAACAAGGAGCGAUGGAAGCGGGAACUUUCUCAGGACGACUCGACGCCCAAGAGGCAGCGGGACGCCACCUUGCAGACCCAUAAGGAGAACUUGAAACAGGUGGAUGCGCAGGAAGAACAGAGGCUCGUAAGGGGCCAGAAGGCCGAACUGGAGCUGGAGCUGCGCAAGUUCCGGAGAAAACGUCUGAUGGCAUACCAUCAGCUCGAGCAGGACCUGCUCAGACAGGAACUGCACAAGAGGCAGCAGCAGCUCGAACAGGCGCACUCCAUGCUGUUGAGGCAUCACGAGAAGACGCAGGAGCUCGAGUACCGACAACAGAAAGCCGUGCACGCUUUGAGGGAGGAGCAGGUUAAAAAUCAACACGACACCGAGCUGGCGAAUCAGGCGGAAUACAUGAAGAGGACGGAGCGGGAGAUGCGCAAGAAACACGCGCUGGAACUAAAACAGCAGCCCAAAUCGUUGAAGCAAAAGGAGAUGCUCGUGCGUAAACAGUUCCGCGAGACUUGCAAGGUGCAAACGAAGCAGUACAAGGCGCUCAAGGCCCAGAUACUGAUGAACACGCCCAAGGAGCAGCAGAAAACCGUCAUCAAGAAACUGAAGGAGGAGCAGAGGAGAAAGCUCGCGCUGCUCGGCGACCAAUACGAGCAGAGCAUCGCGGAGAUGUUGCAGAAACAGUGCAUCAAGCUCGACGAGAGCCAAGAGCUCCAGUGCCAGCAGAUGAAGGAGCGGCUGCAGUACGAGUUGGAGAUCCUCAUCGCCUACCAGAGCAAGAACAAGAUGCAGGCGCAGGCCCAGAGAGACCGCGAGAAGAACGAGUUGCAGGAACGGGUCGAAGUCAGGCGCGCCUUGCUCGAACAGAAGAUGAUGGCGGAAAACCAACGUUUCAUCGAGGAGAGAGGCGAGCGGAUCAGGAUCCUGCACGAGCGGCAGGAACGUGAGCUCGAAGAGUUUGAUGAGGAGUCAGUAAGGCUGGGAUUUAGUGCAUUGGCCAUAGCCGAGAUGUCAAUGGCGUUGGGCGAUCUCCGCGAUGGCUACGACGAUGAGGGCAGCCUCUCCGGGUCGAUGCUGAGCCUCGCCCACUCGAACAGUUCGACGAGCUUCCCGCCCAAUUCCGUUUAGUGUUUAGGUCGACUAAUCGUCGUAGUGGGUCGAGUGGCGACGUAGAUCUGUGAUCGGUACGUUUGAACUACCGGGACUCGUUCCGCGCUCUUUCUUGGUCGGUUUUGUGUGUUUUUUUUUUUUUCGGUUCGGUGGGUAAGUGUCAAACGUGUACUGAUUCCGAGGCAGGGCCGCCCUUUAACGGCGUACGCGCGCGUUGCACUCGGUCAAAUCGGUAGCGGAAAUACCGGCGGGAAGCUGCGAAGUUUUUGCUAAACGAAGGCGAAUGUAUAAGUAUAAAAGUGACCUUUUACUUUUUCAGUUCAUAAUUUAAUUAGCAAAAAAAAUAAAUUUUGAAAAUAUACGGGUGGUAAGUCACUAAAUCGUUAUUUUCGAGUGAAAUGCCACAAAACGUUCAACAUCGACAUCCGAGUAGGAAAGAUGGCCUGAAGUUGACGCCAACCCCUGUAUAUUGUAAAUAAUAUGAGGUUUGUUGUCAACCUGGCUAGAAAAAGUUCAAGGAAUUUUUUUUUCCUGGGCUUAUUCCUCUUCUGCCUCACUUCAGGUUUUAGACACUUUCCCUGUUAUAGUACACAUUUAUUAUGCAAACUUUAGGUGACUACGUGUUUACUUUUCAGUUUUAUGCAACCUUUCAUUCUUAGAAAUGUCAUUUCUUGUGCCUGUAUUCUGAUUUCUUUUUUUUUUUCUUUUUUCAUUGUUGAAAGUUUGUCGUCUCGUGAAAUUUUAUUUUAUUAUUUACCGUUCUGCUGAAAGUUCGGCAGAUAUGCUAACCUUUCCUACAUCGCAGCCCAAAUAAAUAAAAUGCUUUACCUGUUCCAAUACUAUCUUUGUCCUGACUGAAUAUGUACCCUAGGAAAGAGUAUUUUUGACAGAUUGUAUAGAAUAUGAUGGUCUCUAUAGGGCGUCUUCUGUUCAAUACUAUAUUUGUCCUGAGUGGAUAUUUACCUGAGAACAAGAAUUCUAAGUCAUCGGCAUACAAAAUGGUGUCGUUCUCCACUCUUUCACUGUGGCAUCUAUAUAAAUGCUAAAUAAUGUUGGUGAUACACAUCAGCAUUGUCUAUCUCCCUAGUCUGUCGAUAUUGCUUAGUUAACUUUCCACCCAUAUCUAUUGCAAUUUUGGUAUCUAUAUAUAAAUUUUGUAUUGCAAAAACAAUUUAAAAAAAAAACGCGAAUUGUAAAGGAUCAUCUUACUCCCGGGAAAUUUUAGGUACUUUUUAAUUUGCAAUUUUUAAAAAAUCUUUAAUUCUGUUUACACGUACAUGGUGACCAAUUUUUCAAUGGUAACUCUUAAAGCGUUGCGCAGUGCUCCAAAGCUGCCCAAAUUAAAUUAUCAGGGACGGACCAAGAAGUAUUUUUGAAAAAAGAAAAUUAGUUGGUUUUCAUUUUUCGUUUCUCGCAAGUCUUUUCCGAUUUUUUAAACAAAAAGUUAUACGAGUUCAAAAUUACUUCAUCUCGGUUGUUUUGUCUACAGGGUGUCUUACAUUACUGUAUUUUUGCGUCUUUUUAGAUUUAACAAAAAAAACUAAACUAAUUUUGUGGUAGCUGUAUUGCAGUUCACAUCUAUUGAAUGUUUAGUUAAUUUCACUGAAUUAAUUGGAAUUAAUUAAAUUAAUUAGUUUAAUAAAUUUAAUUAACUUGGCGUUAAUGUUAAGUUUCUCAAUCAGAAAGUAAUUUUUAAUGCAUUGUAAAAGUCCAUUUUCAAUUGUUUUUUUCCCUCAGUGAAACAAUAGACUUGAAUUUUUGAAACUAACUUGGUUUUUUAUAAGGAAUCUAGAAAUGUCAAAAUCAAGUUAUGCGGUUUUUGCAAAAUAUUUGUGAAUCCACUUCUUCCAAUUUAAUUUUUGUACCUUCUGCGUAUUAGCCAUCAAAAUAUACAACUUUUUUCCCAUUUAACAGACACCCUUGAUGGUUUAAAAAUUACCCACACAAUCGCAUUGAAAAAUUGAUAUCCAUUACUUCCCGUUUAAAAAUAAAAAUAAUAUUUGAAAAAGAGACAAACCCCUGGACGCUUGCUCGUUUUUCAGUUUGCGAUACCAUUAUCAGCAGUGCCUUUUUUGGACGACAGAUGGGGCAGUCAGUUACCCGCUUGUAUUUCCACUGCCGAAAUUUGCGUGUAAAUAUACUGUCUAUUACAAAGAAAACCCAUCGGGGCGCCAUGUUCGAAACCCACGCCCUCCUAACGUAUAAGCAUACUUUUUAUUAAAAUUUUUCUUUAUACUAUUAACGUAAAUUAUUGGUUUCCAAACUGUAGGUAUAUUUCUUAAUUUUUUUUUCCUUUUCCGAUCGACCGAAUAAUCCCCGAGACUGUCGCGUCGACUACUUUAUUCAAAUUAUUUUAGGUUACCCAAUGAUGGAUUAUAUAGCUACGUAAUUUUUAAAAUAAAAAAAAAGACUAACUGUACCAAAAAUUAUUGGUAUGUACGCUUAAUAAUAUACAAAACAGAUUAUUAGCCCUUGCUUCUUGUACUAUAGGGAACGGCAGACGGCAAAAUGGCUUCGUCGUUUUGAAUUGGUUUCUAUUGCGUUUCGAUCGUUUUGAGUACCGUCAAAACGAUCCCGAAUCUCUCCCCGGUCUCUCCGGCUACUUCCCGGUUUGCGGUUUUUCUUCGUUCGAAAAACUUUCGUUAAAUUCCUUUCGAAGUUAUAGUGGGUCAAGCGAAACCCAUACAAUGGUAAAUAAAUACACAAAAUGAUUAAUGGCCUUUAUGGAGUAUAUAGUACGAAACUUUAAUAUUUAAUUUGGCAUAAAAAUAAAAAUAAUUAUUCUAAAAAGGAGACCCCAAAAUUAAAGUCAUGUACUAUUUGUUUUUUUUUUGUUUUUUUUUUUUUUU
Messenger RNA from Cylas formicarius (sweet potato weevil), 6049 nucleotides. It is a transcript of the gene Tao, whose product is annotated as serine/threonine-protein kinase Tao. Gene Ontology annotation, molecular function: ATP binding; protein kinase activity. The record is from RefSeq and is a predicted model, not a curated record. NCBI's taxonomy places the organism in Eukaryota, Metazoa, Arthropoda, Insecta, Coleoptera, Brentidae. Gene Ontology annotation, biological process: protein phosphorylation. Bases 504 to 3218 code for a protein of 904 amino acids. The transcript has 10 exons.